Molecule: messenger RNA, 2085 nt
Organism: Lates calcarifer (barramundi perch)
Lineage: Eukaryota; Metazoa; Chordata; Actinopteri; Centropomidae
Gene: rab9a
Product: RAB9A, member RAS oncogene family
Exons: 3
Coding region: 351-959 (202 amino acids)
Biological process (GO): Rab protein signal transduction; retrograde transport, endosome to Golgi
Cellular component (GO): late endosome; phagocytic vesicle; lysosome
Molecular function (GO): GTP binding; GTPase activity
Source: RefSeq, a predicted model, not a curated record
AGCUGUUGUUAGCUUGUUAGCAGCUAGCUGCGUUAGCACCGAGCCUCUGGAGCUCAUCAGGAAACGGUGCGACCUGACGUUAUCUCGAGCAACGCCAAGGCGGGUAGCUGUCAAACGUAUGCAUUAAUAAUAUUUCAGUUAUUUCGUGUUUUAUUCCUCGUUGGCUCCGCAACUGCAAGGCCCAAACUGUAAGCUGGUUGAACGUUACCUACAUGGAUGUUGACAUCAACAUUAAGGAAAUGAGCAUGUGACCAAGGACUAGGGUCUACAGCACAUGAUUUGGACCAGUGAAGGAAGUCAAAAUCAAUCGGGUAAAUUAUUUCGAAGUGGUCGAUCAGAAGUGAAUAGCCAUGACAACAAAGACAUCCUUGCUGAAAGUCAUUCUGCUGGGUGACGGUGGUGUGGGAAAAAGCUCCAUCAUGAAUCGAUAUGUCACUAACAAGUUUGAUGCGCACCUUUUCCACACCAUCGGUGUUGAGUUCCUCAACAAGGACCUGGAGGUAGAUGGCCACCAGGUUACCCUGCAGAUCUGGGACACUGCUGGCCAGGAGCGCUUCCGCAGCCUGAGGACUCCUUUCUAUCGUGGCUCUGACUGCUGCCUGCUCACCUUCAGUGUAGAUGACAACCAGAGUUUUCUCAACUUAGGCAACUGGAAAAAGGAGUUCAUCUACUAUGCCGAUGUCAAGGAGCCAGAGAAGUUCCCAUUCGUAGUCUUGGGCAACAAACUGGAUGUGACAGAGAGGCAGGUGUCUACUGAGGAGGCUCAGCAAUGGUGCCAAGAGAACGGCGACUACCCCUAUUAUGAGACCAGUGCCAAGGAUGCCACCAAUGUAGCGGUGGCCUUUGAGGAAGCAGUGCGUAGAGUGUUGGCUAUGGAUGAAAGAACGGACCACCUCAUCCCCACAGACACAGUCAAGCUCCACAGAAAGCCUCGCUCUGCUGCCACUUGCUGUUCAUAACAUCCAAGUGUUAUUACCAACAUUAAUUUGCUGUAAUGCCUGUUAUGUGAUGAGGCUGUAGGUGUACAAUGCUGUAGUAACAUCUUAUUUAAACAAAUUAUGCUACUGGCUUUGUGAUUCGUUAUACUGUUGAAGGUUUGAUAAUGAUAAACAGUUGGACUUCUGUUAAAAGAGAGAGAUGAAACACUAAAUUCACCACAGUCUAAGUAAAAAUAAACAUGAAAGCACUGAAUCAUUCACUCAACUCUGCUACAGUUCAAAGGUCAGGCUUCAAAAGGAUAACAAAAUUAUACUAUAUUUUGCGUUGACCCAAGACUACCUGUAAGGAACUAAAAUAUGUUAUGACAUAAUGGCAAUAUGUUUAAAAAGAAAAGUUUCACUUCCCUCUCACAUGGUUAAAUGUUCCAUUUUAUCAUGAAGGCAAAGUAUAAUGUGACUCACUGAGAAUAUGCUGCAGUACGUGAGUGCACUUGUCAUAAGGUUCCUGAAUUUCACUCCAGAAUGUGACAGUGCAGAUAAAGUGAUCGGCCUGUGUGUUCAUAUGUAGAAGAUAACUGCAUAAUUAGAAUAAUUUACACCGCUCAAUAACCUUAUUUCUGAGGAUUAUAAAGUAGCUAAUGCACUACUUUGUGUAACUAACAACUUGUUGUGAUUAUUGCACCUUUAGGUCUGUUUUGUGCACACGCUGCAUAGUGAAUAGAUUAUGGCUAUGUACUGGAAGCACUGAGGGACAAGAUCCCUAACAGAAGAUACAUAUUUAAGCAAAGUUAACAUGCAUGGCAUAUGAUGUAUUUAAGUUUCUGGAAACUUUUGUAUUUUGUAAACCAUUUUUACCUUUAAAAAAAUCACUGAAUCAAACUAGAGUAUUUCUUUGAGGGGAAGUUAAAUUAAAUAGUGGUCAUGAUUGAGGAAAGUUUUUUUUUAUCAUUAUUGGGCUAAUUGUUUAAAAUAAUGAUUUGAUCUCUAAAUAACUAAACAUUUUUAUUCAUACAGUUCAACGUCCUCCACACAGCUCAAUAUUUAAAAUUUCAAACCAUUCAUUUACCUUGAUUGUUUCUCAUCCAGACUUCCAUUUAUAUUUGUACUACUGGUGUGCAAAACCACAAAUAAACCCCCAUGAGAAUUA